Messenger RNA from Lymnaea stagnalis (great pond snail), 831 nucleotides. NCBI's taxonomy places the organism in Eukaryota, Metazoa, Mollusca, Gastropoda, Lymnaeidae. The record is from the annotation of a GenBank genome assembly.
AUCUUCACCUGUGUCUUGAGAGAGAAAUCGAAACCCUCGUCUGUGUCCCUGACCUUCAACUUGACCGACGAGCCUACCAACAGAAUUCGCGUCCUCUACCCUAAACCUUUUCAGCGAAAUUUCACCGUGUGCCACGCUGCAUUGUUCAACUUCAACAAUCCGAAACAAAUCAUCAAUUCUUUUGAAAUCAACCGAGUGCUCGGGGCCCAGCAUUUCUACGUGUACAACCUCAGCGUCUCCAACACGACGGACGCCGUGCUGCGUCACUACCAGAGACUCGGACUCCUCACCGUCAUGCCCUGGCGACUUCCGGCUUCGGGGGUUUGGUACCACGGUCAGCUCCUGGCCAUCAACGACUGCGUGUACAGGAACAGACACGCGUCCCAAUUUGUCGUCAUCCACGACACGGACGAGUACAUCAUUCCGGAAGUUCACGGUUCUUGGGCGGAAGUCCUCAGGGCCGCAGAAGACGAUUACUUCAAAAAUGGGACGAAGGCAAGAAAUAUAAAAAAUGUUGGUUCCUUUAUUUUCCAGAGCUCAUUCUACUACAACACGUCUGAUAAACUCUGGGGAUCCAUCAAAAGAGACGCCUCGAUGACAGCAGACGAGGAGGCAUUUCUGACCAAGCACGGCGUAUUUCCAUUUAUUCACACCUUAAGAGACGGAAACAUCUUCAAUCUCUUUGAGAGAAGCAAAGCCAUCGUUAGACCGGAAUCGGUCAUCCAAGCGGGGAUCCACUCCGUGGACGUGCAGAGGACAUCAGCCGGGACAGCCGUUGUGAGUCGGUCCCUGGCCGCACUACACCACUAUCGAUAUUUUCCAAACACCAAC